This is a messenger RNA of Impatiens glandulifera, 1950 nucleotides long. Its product is annotated as cytosolic enolase 3. The record is from RefSeq and is a predicted model, not a curated record. Gene Ontology annotation, cellular component: phosphopyruvate hydratase complex. Gene Ontology annotation, molecular function: magnesium ion binding; phosphopyruvate hydratase activity. The transcript has 13 exons. Gene Ontology annotation, biological process: glycolytic process. Bases 264 to 1688 code for a protein of 474 amino acids. Lineage: Eukaryota; Viridiplantae; Streptophyta; Magnoliopsida; Ericales; Balsaminaceae.
AACCCCUCGAAACCCCUUCGAAUCUGUGUGAUUCAUGAACUGAAAGUCUAAAAGCUGAGCCGAUCUGCAACGGAGAUUGUAAGCUACGAGAAGAGAAGUCAGUAGUACAAGCAGCGAUUCAUUGAAGCAGCUUGAGAUUUCUGCUUUUCCGUUCAUUUUCUUCGAUAUUGCAACUUCGAUUAAGCAUUUUUUGCAUCAUCCGUGCAAAAGAAUCGCCAGGAAGUGAUAUAUAACGAGGAGAAGGUUCGAAAACAUCUCAGGAAAUGUCGGUCCAAGAAUACCUUGACAAGCAUAUGCUUUCCCGGAAAAUUGAGGACGCCGUCAAUGCCGCCGUUCGAGCCAAAACUUCCGAUCCAGUCCUUUUCAUUUCUAACCAUAUGAGGAAGGCUGUUCCUUCUGUGAUCACCAAGUUAAAAGCGAGGCAAGUUCUUGACAGUAGAGGCAUUCCAACUGUGGAAGUUGAUCUCCAUACUAAUAAAGGCGUUUUCCGUGCUUCUUCUCCCAGCGGAGCUUCAACAGGAAUGUAUGAGGCUAUUGAGUUACGUGAUGGAGAGAAAGGAAUAUACCUUGGGAAAAGUGUAAAAAGAGCUGUUAAAAACAUCAAUGAGAAGAUAUCUGAAGCUUUAAUUGGCAUGGAUCCAACUCUUCAAUCUCAAAUUGAUCAGGCAAUGAUGGAUUUGGACAAGACAGAGAAGAAGGGUGAUCUUGGUGCAAAUGCAAUUUUAGCUGUAUCAAUUGCUGCUUGCAAAGCUGGAGCUGCUGAAAAGGAGGUACCUCUAUACAAACACAUUGCUGAUCUUUGUGGUAGAACCAAGUUCAUGCUUCCUGUCCCUUCCCUUUCCAUGAUAAGCGGUGGUAAACAUGCCGGCAACAAUCUUGCCAUUCAGGAUAUUAUGAUUCUUCCUGUGGGAGCUAAAAAAUUAGAGGAGGCUAUGCAAAUGGGCUCAGAAACAUAUCAUCAUUUAAAGGCUGUUAUUACAGAAAAAUACGGUGCACAUGGAUGUAAUGUAGGUGAAGAUGGUGGUUUAGCUCCAAACAUCUCUAACAUUAAAGAGGGCUUGGACCUCGUAAAGGAGGCCAUUAGUCGAACAGGAUAUAAUGAGAAAAUAAAAAUAGCUCUUGAUGUAUCGGCUACUGAUUUCUGCAUAGGUACAAAGUAUGAUUUAGACCAGAAAUAUCCACAAAAGUCUGGGCAAAAUUUCAAGUCAGGAGAAGAUAUGAUUGAGAUGUACAAAGGACUCUGCACAGAUUACCCGAUUGUGUCAAUUGAGGACCCAUUUGACAAGGAAGACUGGGAGCAUGUGAAAAUAUUUUCAGAUCUUGAAAUUUGCCAGGUUGUGGGGGAUCAGCUAUUGAUGUCAAAUCCCAAACGUAUUGAAAGAGCAAUUCGAGAGUCUUCUUGCAACGCACUUCUUCUGAAGGUGAAUCAGAUUGGAACUGUGACAGAGGCGAUUGAAGUAGUGAAGCUAGCUAAGGAUGAACAAUGGGGAGUUGUGGUCUCUCAUAGAAGUGGGGAAACAGAGGAUUCUUUCAUUGCGGAUUUAGCUGUUGGCCUUUCGACAGGUCAAAUUAAAGCAGGUGCACCUUGCCGAGGAGAAAGAGUCUCCAAAUACAACCAGUUAUUGCGCAUAGAAGAAGAGCUUGGUGAUCAGGCAGUGUAUGCCGGCAAUGACUGGCGUUCAUCGUGAGGUCAUUUUCGUUAAUAUGAUGUAUGUAUCAUGACUGCUUUGAAAGGAAUCCUGGAGUUCAUCUGUGACGACAUUGAAUUAGAGGAAUUUCAGCUUGCAUUUUAUGUUAUUGUUCUUAGCAUGGGCAGGGCAACAAUUUUUGGAUAAUUUUUAUGGCUUUCUGUUUUUCAGUUUUCUGGCUGCCUACUUUUUUUUAAAUAAUUUUUUUAUUAUAAAUUGGAGAGACAAAUUACCAUUUAAUUUUUCAUUCUCCAUUUGGAUA